Molecule: messenger RNA, 3377 nt
Organism: Aricia agestis (brown argus)
Lineage: Eukaryota; Metazoa; Arthropoda; Insecta; Lepidoptera; Lycaenidae
Gene: Cbl
Product: E3 ubiquitin-protein ligase CBL
Exons: 13
Coding region: 189-3062 (957 amino acids)
Biological process (GO): negative regulation of epidermal growth factor-activated receptor activity; cell surface receptor signaling pathway
Cellular component (GO): membrane raft; plasma membrane
Molecular function (GO): receptor tyrosine kinase binding; SH3 domain binding; phosphotyrosine residue binding
Source: RefSeq, a predicted model, not a curated record
CAUACGCGUCGCGGAUGUGUCAGUGAGCGUUCGUGUAUUUUGUGUUUCGUAAUUGUGUUUUAAAUGUGGUUCAAAUGCGUUAUAAUGAGAAAACAUACGCAAAAGUCCAUAAUUAUCAAGUGAUGAGUGCAUUCUGAGUUCAGUGCGUUCGUUUUAGGCUUCUUUUGUAUGUCAUCGAACUUUACAACAUGGCGUCAGCAAGGCACAAAUCACAACAGAAAAACAUUUCUUCGAUAUUCACGAAGCUGCACGGCGCUAUUUCGGACGCCGUGUGUCCUUCCAAGCUGGCCACGGACAAAAAGACUCUAGACAAGACAUGGAAGUUGAUGGACAAAGUCGUCAAACUGUGUCAGCAUCACAAAAUGAACCUGAAAAACAGUCCACCAUUCAUUCUAGACAUUUUACCGGACACGUACCAGCGGUUACGCGUUAUAUACAACAAAUACGAGGACAACAUGCAGGAGUUGAACAACAAUGAACACUUUAAUAUAUUUAUUAUUAACUUAAUUAGGAAGUGUAAGCAGGCGAUUAAGUUGUUUAAGGAGGGGAAAGAAAAGAUGUUUGACGAGAACUCUCAUUACCGUCGUAAUCUGACGAAGCUCAGUCUGGUCUUCAGUCAUAUGCUGAGCGAGCUGAAAGCCAUGUUUCCCAAUGGCACCUUCGCUGGAGACCAGUUUCGGAUCACGAAGAGCGACGCGGCUGAUUUCUGGCGAACCAACUUUGGUAACAGCACCCUGGUCCCGUGGAAACACUUUCGCGAGGAGCUGAACAACGUCCACCCGAUAUCGUCGGGGCUGGAGACGAUGGCGCUGAAGACGACCAUCGACCUCACGUGCAACGACUUCAUCUCCAACUUCGAGUUCGAUGUGUUCACCAGGUUAUUCCAACCCUGGAGCACUUUGCUCCGCAACUGGCAGCUGCUGGCGGUGACGCAUCCAGGAUACGUGGCGUUCCUCACGUACGAUGAAGUCAAGGCUCGACUGCACAAGUAUAUACACAAGGCCGGGAGUUAUGUGUUCAGGUUAUCCUGCACCCGGCUAGGCCAGUGGGCGAUCGGCUACGUGACUGUAGACGGGGAGAUACUACAGACCAUUCCGCAGAACAAGAGCCUAGUCCAGGCGCUGUUGGACGGGUAUAGAGAGGGAUUCUACCUGUACCCCGACGGUCGCGACGUGAACCCCGACCUCAGCAGCGCCAUAAUAUCGCCGGCGGAAGACCAUAUAACGGUCACACAGGAGCAGUACGAGCUGUAUUGUGAGAUGGGCAGCACGUUCCAGCUAUGUAAGAUCUGCGCGGAAAACGACAAGGACAUACGGAUAGAGCCGUGCGGACAUCUACUGUGUACGCCGUGUCUCACUGCCUGGCAGAUUGACUCUGAGGGACAGGGGUGUCCGUUCUGUCGCGCGGAGAUAAAGGGGACUGAGCAAGUCGUCGUCGACGCCUUCGUGCCGCCGAGGCCGCAUAAUACUGAAGUCAAAGUAACAAACACGAAGACAGCCGUGAAGGCAGUGUCGUCGAAUUCCUCAGGAUCGUCUGGGUCCUCUGGAUGUAAUGGAUCUAGUACAGAAAUGUCUAUAAACAACGCGAACGGCUGGUCGACGAGGAACACAACAUUCAACGGACUGACGGACGACAUUGAUGAUUCAGAGGACUGGGCGGAGUUUAACGCGGCUACCUCAACCAUCGACGCGUUACGCCCCGGCGUUAGGUCCGCGGGGGCGUCGCCGCGACACUCCCCACGUGCCGCCCGCAAAGCCCCUCCCACUGAGAACACGUACGGCGAGCUACGCGCCCCACCGCUGCCACCAAGAAAAAGUCUGUCGCCUGCCGAAACGAUUGUAGCCGCCUCGAGCGUGCAGGACAUAGCUGUGGCUAGUUCUAUGGAACCCAGACGUCGUUCAUCCUUAGAACCGGAGCCAGACUCGAGGCACCGGCUCACGUCCAUCAUCACAGGAUCCACGGAAACCAUCACCGGUCUCAUCGACACCAGACAUGAGAUCAUACCACCUGAUCCGAGAGCAUUUGAGAAGCCAAGAAGAGCUUGCACACCUCAAUCCAACAGUAGACCUUUACCAGCACCACCACCAGAAAGACAAGCGGAAAGAUCAGAAACAAAACCAGAAAAAAUAGAUAGGCUGGAAAAACCAGAAAGAAUUGAAAGACCUGAACGCACAGAAAGAGUCGAGAGACACGAUAGAGUUGAAAGGCCGGAGAGGAUCGAUAGACCUGACAGAGUCGAAAGAGAAAGAAUUGAAAGACCGGAAAGGGUCGAUAGACUUGAAAGAGUCGAAAGACCGGAAAGGGUAGAUAGAACAAAUAUUGAAAGGCCAGAAAGAGUAGAAAAAACAAACAUUGAAAGACCAGACAGAGUAGAAAAAACAAACAUUGAAAGACCAGAAAGAGUAGAAAGAACGAAUGUUGAAAGACCCGAUAGAGUAGACAGACUCGAAAGAGUAGAAAGAACAAAUAUAGAAAGACCAGAGAGAACGGAUAGGCAUGAAAAUAAUGAUAGGAUAAAUGAAAAUCAAAGACACGAAAGAACAGAGGAACGAAACGAAAGAUCCGCUUCGGAGAAUAGGCACGACAGAAACGAUAGGCAUAUUGAAUUCAGACAUCCCCCCGAAAGACCGGAAAGGAUACAGGAUAGAUCAUCUUUCGAUCGAGAUACAAGGAUAAAGGAGGAUAAUAAGGCACCACCAAGGCAGAGAAGUCUACCAUCUACUACCAGUGGGAGUAUAGAUCAGCCUCCUAAAUCAACUACUAUGCCUAAAUUUCCAUCAGAAGAUGUGAAAGAUCCGCCGUACGAAAAUGUUGGGUUGGAGAAAGCGGAAAUUCCUAUAGCGCCUAAAAAAAUAAACCCGCUUACACACGACAAACACGGACGUAAGUACGGACACAAUGUUUCAUACGAAAACAUCAAUUUGGACUAUAUUGCAAGAUUGGUGGGUGAGGGGUACCCAAAAGACAUAGUUGUCAGGGCUCUAGGUAUAACUAGGAACGAUCUUGAAAUGGCGUGCGACAUUCUCCACGAAUUCGGAUCGAAAGUUCAACAUAAAUGUUAAUAAAAGCUAGUAUCCAAAAAAAUUGGGAACUAGCUAAAAAAAAACACGAACGCGACAAAAUAAAGUAACCCUGUGAAAUUCUAAAAAAAAAAAACGUUCGUGUGAUCUGAUGUUUCAAAUGCCAAAACAAAUGAGUGCUUAGUCAAAUUGAAAUAGUUUUGACAGCGUAUUCAGAUGUCACAAACAUUAAAAUUACUUAAGUAUAUGGAAUUUACAUUUUUUGCAUCUAACUUCGCCAACGAUAAUAGGAAAUUGCAAUUCGACUAAACACUACAGUGUGUUAGUGUAAACACCGUUAUUCUUGAGAACAAUGCU